GUGAUGGUGCCCGCCCACAAUGUCGAAAUUGUGAGUCGAAGGGAUACAUUUGCCAAUGGGGGCUGAAAGUCUCUUUCCAUCCUUCGCGCAAUUUUUGCUUGUCGCAUUGGGAGACGGCUGCCUUGACGGCGUUUGAAGAGCGGCGGAAUCAUUCAUCGCGACGUGCUCGGGAUGUUCCUACGAUUAUUGACGAAACGGAGGGCAUUGUGCAGAGCUAUAACACUCUUGAUAAUGCGCAAUCUCCUUCUAUGUCGGAUUCGGAUCCGUCCCGGUCACGUGAGGGUGUAGAGGAUGACGAUGACGAUAAUAACGAAGGAUUUAUUACACAUGAUGCCUCAGCGUUGACCUUUUCAGGGAGCGGCGAUCUCGGAUUGGAAAGUGAUUGGGGCAAAUCCGAUUCCGGUCUCCAUGCACACGAAUCUACUCAGCAGCAGGCUGAUGGGAUAGCAGAUACUGAACCCCACAUAGAUGACCUGCUAUCCAGACAGGCAGUUGAAAUCCCGGCAGGGCCGUCUUGGGACCUGGCACUUCCUUCGUUGCCAGAGCCGACACGCCCUCGGACCUUUAGUGGCCCCAUAGUCCUUGACACCUCGAAAUACGCCCCACCUUUCUUCCUCGGUCAGGCAAUAACCAAUGAUAUCUCCCUACCCCCGGAACCCUCAUUGCCUGUAUCGAAUGCGGAGAAGGUGCGUCUGAUCUGCUCAUACAUGCAAGAAACCGGUACCUGGUGCGAGACGACGGAUUCCGAUAUGCACUUCACUAUGCGGAGUACCCACGAAGUAAUGAAGUCCGCUGCAUUUACCGCUGCUGCAAUGUCUCUGGCGUCGCGUCAGUUGGACCAUGUCGAACAUCGACAACGGCCAAUCACACUCGAGCUGUACCAAUAUACUGUCCAGUUGCUUCUUCGCCAGGAUCCUGCUAAAGCAGAUGCGUCUCUGCUGGCAACUUGCACUUUGCUCUGUGUAUAUGAGAUGAUGGCAUCUGGGGUUCAUGAAUGGCGACGGCAUUUGAAGGGCUGCGCUAGCCUCCUCCAGGCUAAGAAGUGGAAUGGCUCGAGCCAGGGUAUUGUGAAGGCUUGCUUUUGGGCAUUUGCUCGAAUUGAUGUAUGGGCCGCCUUCAUAAGCGGGAAGACAACCCUCAUCCCUACCGAUUUUUGGGUAGAUGACAUGUCCAUCGAAUCCGUGAUGACCAAAGGCAACGUGGACGACUAUUGCAACCUGGUCAUCUUGAUCUUCGCCAAGAUCGUAAACUUACUACAUACCGACAAGGGAUAUCGGCCUGCAUUGGCCACUUCCGUGUCAAGUCUAUGGGAUGAACUUCAGAAGUGGUACCAGCUUCGUCCGCAGGAGGUCUGUCCACUGCUGAGGGAUUCUUCGGCUUCCUCUAAAGUAUUCCCUACGAUUGUUUACACUCAUGCAUCUUCCAUUUGCGGCAAUACUUUUUAUCAUACUGGUUCUAUUUUGCUCUUGCAGACGGGGCUUCUCCAGAUUCCUACAGAAAAUUCUUCGUCUCUCCUGGAAGAUACUGAUAACACGCUCUGGCAUGCGCGCGAGCUUGCUGGUAUCUCCAUGUCAAAUUCAUCGCACGCAAACUGGGUAAAUCAUCUCCAACCCCUGUACAUCGCAGGUACAGUCUUUGUCGGUAACCGCACAGCUCCGGGCCCCGAGGAAGCAGGCUCAGACAUAUCAUCGGAGCGGCGCCCUUAUACGUCAUCUGCACUAAACGAAAUGGGGCCGGAUGAGGAGGAGUAUGCUGCUGAGAAGAUUUUGCUUCUGAAACAAUUAGCUCGUAUUGAGCGUAAGACUGGUUGGAAGACUACGGAUCGUGCUGCUGCGCUGAGGAUGUUAUGGGGGUUUGGGUAGGAUAUGCAAC
This is a messenger RNA of Aspergillus glaucus CBS 516.65, 1872 nucleotides long. RefSeq lists its product as uncharacterized. The record is from RefSeq and is a predicted model, not a curated record. Gene Ontology annotation, molecular function: DNA-binding transcription factor activity; transcription cis-regulatory region binding. Gene Ontology annotation, cellular component: nucleus. The transcript has 7 exons. NCBI's taxonomy places the organism in Eukaryota, Fungi, Ascomycota, Eurotiomycetes, Eurotiales, Aspergillaceae. Gene Ontology annotation, biological process: positive regulation of transcription by RNA polymerase II. Bases 249 to 1862 code for a protein of 537 amino acids.